Talaromyces rugulosus is the source of this 975-nucleotide messenger RNA. RefSeq lists its product as uncharacterized. Lineage: Eukaryota; Fungi; Ascomycota; Eurotiomycetes; Eurotiales; Trichocomaceae. The record is from RefSeq and is a predicted model, not a curated record. Bases 1 to 975 code for a protein of 324 amino acids. The transcript has 5 exons.
AUGUCCAGCCCAGCCAAAAACGAUGGACCACAAGUCAUCGUCCUCACUGAUGAGGAGCGUGAUAGUGGUGUCAUGGGAGAUAAAAGUCUCUAUGAUGCUAUUGAAGCCUUUUUCACAGACGGAUGUGUUGUUGUCGAAAAUGCUAUCGACCUGACCCUCGUCGAUAAACUCAACGAGAGAAUGUUGCAAGACACCAAGAAACUGCUAUCUGGCGAGGGCGAGCCAUUUUUCAUCCAUUUGAACGCCAAUUUCGAAACAAAGGGCGCAGCAGCAGGCGGAAACAUAUCUCAAGUGCCUCCACUGGAGAAAGAAUGGCUCUUCCCCGAAGUUUUCGCCAACAAGCACGGCGCAAGAAUUGUCUCCAACAUCCUUGGACCCCGGCCUGAAGUUCACUUCAUUCGAUCGAACACUCUGAUACAUUCGGACGAUCGCCAGAAGGUUCACGCCGACAUUCGGUUCGAGCACCCAGAACAUCCAUUUGCCAUUGCAUUGAACACCUGUCUAGUCGAUGUAGGCCCUGAAAACGGCACAACGGAGCUGUGGCUCGGGACGCAAAAUACAAACAAUGACUACCACAUUGAGUUGGGCGAGCCAUUUAUUACACAGGAGAAGUUGGACGAAAGGCGCAAAGUUGGACCGCCGUGCUAUCCAAGGAUAAAGAAGGGCUCUUUCGUGUUGAGAGAUUUGCGGCUGUGGCAUGCCGGUAUGCCAAACCCUACUCAUGAUAUCCGAACCCUGCUGUCAAUCGUGUAUUAUGCUUCCUGGUACAAAAAUGGUGCAACCAUUUCGAUGCCUGAAUCCCUUCGACCGACUAUUGAGAUGCUGGAAGAGUAUGCCCAGUCCAAGAUAGCUGCUGAGUGGGUUCCGGAUGAGGGAUAUGACUAUCUCAACAUCAAGUUUAGCAACAACUUUAGCUCAACACUUACGCCGUGGGUGUGGGAAAGGGUCCAGCAUAUAAAGGGUGUGAAGAAUUAA